AUGGCCGGAGGACCUGUCGCCGCCGGCGGAGGUAUCGGGGGCUCUGGUGCCCCAAAGAACAAGUUCGCAGGCAUUCUCAUGACUGCAUUCGCUGCCUUUGGUGGUAUUCUAUUCGGUUAUGAUACUGGUACAAUCUCUGGUAUCAAGCAGAUGAAGGAUUGGCUGCGCACAUUUGGGUACGACAAGGGCGAUGGAAGCUAUGGAAUUACCACUUCGAACGAAUCGCUCGUGGUUUCUAUUCUUUCUGCAGGCACCUUCUUUGGCGCGCUCCUUGCUGCGCCAAUGGGUGACAUUCUUGGUCGCAAAUGGGGUCUCAUCGCGGCUUGUUUGGUAUUCUGUGUUGGUGUUGCUCUGCAAACCGGUACCUUGAGUUUUGCGGUAUUCGUCGUCGGUCGUGUCUUCGCCGGUCUCGGCGUCGGGAUGGUCUCGUGCCUUGUCCCCAUGUACCAAUCCGAGUGCUCACCAAAAUGGAUUCGUGGUGCCGUUGUGUCCUGCUACCAGUGGGCCAUUACUAUUGGUCUUUUGUUGGCCGCGAUUGUCAACAACGCUACUCAACACCGCGACGAUCACUCGGCAUGGCGUGUUCCUAUUGCCAUCCAAUUUGUCUGGGCUGCAAUUCUCGCUGGGGGAAUGUUCCUUCUCCCCGAGUCACCUCGCUACCUCAUCAAGCGUGGCCGUGAUCAAGAUGCCCAGCGUGCUCUUGCCAGGCUCCUUUCACUUCAUCCCGAGGACCCCGAGGUCGAGACCGAGCUGAACGAUAUUCGUGCCAACUUGCGUGCCGAGGAGGAACUCGGCUCCGGCUCUUACUUGGAUUGCUUCAAACAAGGCCCCAACAAGAUUUUGACCCGCGUUAUGACCGGCAUUUUCCUCCAGGCUUGGCAACAACUCACUGGUAUCAACUUCAUCUUCUACUAUGGUACUACAUUCUUCCAGAACUCGGGCAUUAAAGAUCCUUUCCUGAUCACCAUUGCCACCAACGUCGUCAACGUCGGCAUGACUGUCCCUGGUAUCUGGGCUGUCGACAGGGUCGGACGUCGCCGCUUGCUCCUCAUCGGCGCUGCUGGCAUGCUCAUCUGCGAGUACCUCGUCGCUAUUAUUGGUGUCACGAUCUCUGUCGAGAACCAGGCUGGUCAGAAGGUCCUCAUUGCGUUCGUCUGCAUCUACAUUGCCUUCUUCGCCGCCACAUGGGGUCCUAUUGCAUGGGUCGUCACCGGCGAGAUCUUCCCUCUUGCGAUCCGUGCCAAGGCCAUGUCGAUGUCGACUGCGUCGAACUGGCUGUGGAACUUCGGUAUCGGCUAUGCGACUCCAUACCUUGUGAACGACGGACCUGGGAAUGCGAACCUGGGAGUGAAGGUGUUCUUCAUCUGGGGCUCUACCUGCGUUGGGUGCCUGCUGUUCACGUACUUCCUUAUCCCUGAGACGAAGGGACUGUCGCUGGAGCAGAUUGAUAUUCUGUACCAGAACACGAACGCGAUCCACUCUGUUGCGUACCGGCGCCAGCUGAUUGCGGAGGACGUGCAUGCUGCGGACCCGGAGGCGAUUGCGCGUGUGACGUCGAAGUGGACCAGGAGCACGGGCUGCAUGGCCUGA
This is a messenger RNA of Rhizoctonia solani, 1590 nucleotides long. Its product is annotated as Sugar (and other) transporter. The transcript has 5 exons. Lineage: Eukaryota; Fungi; Basidiomycota; Agaricomycetes; Cantharellales; Ceratobasidiaceae. Gene Ontology annotation, biological process: transmembrane transport; carbohydrate transport. Gene Ontology annotation, molecular function: carbohydrate:proton symporter activity. Bases 1 to 1590 code for a protein of 529 amino acids. Gene Ontology annotation, cellular component: membrane. The record is from RefSeq and is a predicted model, not a curated record.